GAAAGAAUUGCAACACUUGAGCGACAAGCGAGAUACGAUUUUUCCACUAUACAACGGUUUCGUGAGCGUUUAGAUCAAAUAGACGAAUCAAUAGUGAGAAACAUGGUGAACAUUACGAACCUCGAAGCACAACGUGAAGAGCGCGCACUGAGAUCAAAUCAUACACAGCUAUAAUGGUACGUUACUUUGGAGAAUAGACAACUUCAAUCGAAAGCGACAGGACGCCAUUAAUGGUGUUAGGAAUGCCUGGUACAGUCCACCAUUUUACAGUUCUCAAUAUGGUUACAAGAUGUGUGCUAAGAUCUAUAUGAAUGGUGAUAGUCGGGGAAAUGGAACUCAUUUAUCUUUGUUCUUUGUUAUCAUGAAAGGUGAUUACGAUGCUCUACAAACAUGGCCAUUUCAAAAGAAGAUCACAAUGAUGUUAAUGGCUCAAGGAAAUGGUGAUCACAUGAUUGAUGCUUUUCAUUCAGAUCCUCAAAGUUCCUUAUUUCAGCGACCAGAGUCUGAUUUGAAUCCAUUUGGAUUGUUAGUUCUAAUUUCGUCGAUAUAGAGCUUAAGCAAUAUUCCGUUCAUUAAAGAGAAUACAAUGUUUAUUAAGUUAAAAAUUGAACGAGCAAAAAAUCUAAAUACACUCGCUCCUGCUUCUCUAUAUUAGACACUGAAAAUAUCUCAAUUCUCUAUCAAUCUUAAAUUAGCUUUAUACUUAGGCAAACGUAACCCGACCUAAACAUGUUGCAAACAACUCUUCUAGCUCUUUCACGUAAUUUUCAGUUGUCUAUACAAAACGCUAUUUGUUGUAAAGCACUCAAUAGUGUUUAUAUAAGUUUUUCUUG
Xenia sp. Carnegie-2017 is the source of this 833-nucleotide messenger RNA. Its product is annotated as TNF receptor-associated factor 2-like. Gene Ontology annotation, molecular function: protein binding. The record is from RefSeq and is a predicted model, not a curated record. Lineage: Eukaryota; Metazoa; Cnidaria; Anthozoa; Malacalcyonacea; Xeniidae. Bases 290 to 550 code for a protein of 86 amino acids. The transcript is spliced from 2 exons.